AGCAAGUGAAACCAGAGGCAGAGGUUCACAUUUCACUGCAAGAAAACAGAGGAGGAGGAAGGAUAACGUAACGUAAGAGAAGUGGAAUUAGUUGGCCUCGUUUCCCGCGAGGGAAGCUCGGAGUCGGAUCAAUCAAAUAACGCGCCUCUUUCCUCUUUCCUCUUUCCUCAACUCACACUCAGAACCACCACCCCCAAGUCUCUCUCUCUCUCUCUCUCUCUCUCUCUCUCUCUCUCUCGCGGAUAGUUUGUGAAAGCGAAAAAUGGAGGCGGCGAUGGGAUUGAUGCGGAGAAUUCCUCCAAAGCACACCGAUACUGCCCUGUCUGCGCUUCUCAGCCUUCUUCCUCAUCACUCCUCCGAUCUCCUCUCCCAAGUUGAUCAGCCACUCCAGGUUUUGUGUGACGCAGACUGUGGGAAAGACUUCAUUUUGUGUGAAUAUAACCGAGAUGCUGAUUCGUACAGAUCACCUUGGUCAAAUAAAUACUAUCCUCCAUUGGAAGAUGGGUCCCUCCCUUCAUCAGAAUUGAGAAAUCUUGAAAUUGAAGCAAACGAGAUAUUUGCUAUAUAUUGUGACCAAUAUUAUGAAGGUGGCACUUCAUCAGUUUAUAUGUGGCAAGAUGACAAUGAAGGUUUUGCAGCCUGCUUUCUAAUUAAGAAAGAUGGCUCAAAGACCGGGCAGGGUCGACGGGGCUAUUUAGAGGAAGGAGCAUGGGAUGCUAUACAUGUUAUAGAGGUGGGACCUGAGGAAGAAGGAACAACAAAUUAUCGUUUAACCAGUACAGUGAUGCUGACUCUGACUACUAAUAAUGAGUCAUCUGGAACUUUUAGUUUGUCUGGAUCACUUAGAAGACAGAUGAGUAUGAGACUGUCAGUUGCUGAGGGACAUAUUUGUAACAUGGGAAGAAUGAUUGAAGAAAUGGAGAGUAAGCUAAGGAACUCACUAGACCAGGUAUACUUCGGCAAGACUAGAGAAAUGGUCUGCACUCUGCGACCUCCAUCUGAAGUGGCACAAAUGAGAAUGCCUGAGAGCUGAUUGGACUUUACACCGUGUUGCUGAUAGACUUAUACAUUUGUCUGUCCUUUGGUAUGCUUAACUAGCUUGCUGAUUAUGUGUUGCAUUUGGCAUUGAUAGUCUCACAUGGAUAGAAACAGGGAAUUAUUGGAGAGGAAUUGAUUGUAAAGUACCGUGUUUCGUAGACAAGAUUAUAUUGUUCCUUGUAUUGAUACACUAAGUGGAACUCUCAAAUUCAUCAGAUGACAUGAAAUUGUUGAAGCUCUUC
Molecule: messenger RNA, 1280 nt
Organism: Prosopis cineraria
Lineage: Eukaryota; Viridiplantae; Streptophyta; Magnoliopsida; Fabales; Fabaceae
Product: probable F-actin-capping protein subunit beta
Exons: 8
Coding region: 263-1033 (256 amino acids)
Biological process (GO): barbed-end actin filament capping; cell morphogenesis; actin cytoskeleton organization
Cellular component (GO): cytoplasm; F-actin capping protein complex
Molecular function (GO): actin filament binding
Source: RefSeq, a predicted model, not a curated record